AUGGUGCUCUGUGAGGUUGAAGUGUCCGUGUGGUUUGACCGUUUCAGCUUUUCGAAGACUCAGAGGAACUUGGACAUUUUGUACAAUCACAACAGCGGCCUCUUUGAUGAGGAUGGGGGGGCGUGCCCAUCCUGGUUCCUCCUGAAGUCCAUAAUGAGCUCCUUUGUUUUGCUGACAUUGAUGGGAUUGUUUACCACAUCGUCAGAAUGCCUUCCUCGUCCCUCGGCUGCAGAGAAGGAGGCCAUUAAGAACACCUACACCAAGAUGAUGGACGCCUAUGGGAUUCUGGGAGUCCUACGCCUCAACCUGGGUGAUUCCAUGCUCCACAGCUUGGUAGUAGCAGCAGGCUGUAGCUCCGUAGGGAAGGUGCAGGACUCUGAGGUGUUCCGGGUCACGUCUACAGAGUUUGUUUCUCUGAAGAACGACCCGAGUGACGAGGACCGCAUCACUGACGUCAGGAAAGUCCUGAACUCUGGGAAUUUUUAUUUUGCUUGGUCCUCUAGCGGCAUCAGCAUGGACCUCAGCCUCAACGCUCACCGCCGGAUCAAAGAGGACACGACAGACAACCGCUUCUUCUGGAACCAGUCCCUUCACCUUCACCUAAAGCACUACGGUGUGAACUGUGAUGACUGGUUGUUGAGGUUGAUGUGCGGCGGGGUGGAGAUCAGGACGAUCUACGCAGGUCACAAACAGGCCAAGGCCUGCGUCAUCUCCCGCCUCAGCUCAGAGAGGGCCGGGACGCGCUUCAACGUCCGAGGGGCCAACGAUGACGGACAGGUGGCCAACUUCGUAGAGACUGAACAGGUUGGUCUC
Messenger RNA from Oncorhynchus gorbuscha (pink salmon), 813 nucleotides. Its product is annotated as synaptojanin-1-like. Gene Ontology annotation, molecular function: phosphatidylinositol-4-phosphate phosphatase activity. Gene Ontology annotation, biological process: phosphatidylinositol dephosphorylation. The transcript has 4 exons. Gene Ontology annotation, cellular component: endoplasmic reticulum. Lineage: Eukaryota; Metazoa; Chordata; Actinopteri; Salmoniformes; Salmonidae. The annotation marks the transcript as partial. The record is from RefSeq and is a predicted model, not a curated record.